CCCGAACAAAAGCAGGAGUAACAAAAGCCACCAAUGGGCUCCACAAAGCUCAUCGCAGCGACUCUUCUCCCCGCCUUCCUCGCCCUCCAUCUACACGCCCCAGCAGCAAUGGCCACCGCGGCAGGAAGCUCCAACUCCAACCUCUUCCGUGACUACAUCGGCGCCCUCUACAACGGCGUCAGGUUCGCGGACGUGCCGGUCGACCCGCGCGCCCGGUUCGACUUCAUCCUCGCGUUCGUCAUCGACUACACCACCGCGACGGAGCCACCGUCCCCGACCAACGGCCGGUUCAACGUCUUCUGGCAGGACACGGUGCUCACCCCCGCCGCGGUCGCCGAGGUCAAGCGGCGGAACCCCAACGUGCGCGUGGCCGUCAGCCUCGGCGGCGCCACGGUCAACGGCAGGCCCGUGUUCUUCAACGUCACCUCCGGCGUUGACUCCUGGGUCCGCAACGCCGUCGACUCGCUGACCGGCAUCAUCCAGCGGUACGGCCUGGACGGCAUCGACAUCGACUACGAGCAGUUCCAGGUGGACCCGGGCACCUUCGCCGAGUGCGCCGGCCGUCUCGUGGCGGCGCUCAAGAGCAGCGGCGUCAUCAGGUUCGCGUCCAUCGCGCCGUACGGCAACGGCGACGUGCAGCGCUACUACCGGACGCUGUGGGCGGCGCACGGGGCCGCCAUAGACUACGUCAACUUCCAGUUCUACGCCUACGGCGCAAGCACCACCGCGGCGAAGUACGUCAGCCUCUUCGACGAGCAGAUCGCCAACUACCCUGGAGCCAACAUCCUGGCCAGCUUCACCACGGCGGCGACGAACACCUCGGUGCCGGUCGACACCGCGCUCAGUGCUUGCCGGACUCUGCAGGGGCAGGGCAAGCUCUACGGCAUCUUUGUCUGGGCUGCAGACCAUUCCAGGAACCAAGGAUUCAAGUAUGAGACACAGUCGCAGGCCCUGUUGACUGAUGCCACCACUUACUAGUUACCCACAGCUUCUUGGUUUGCGUAUAUCGAUUUUUUAGUGAAAUCAUAUGGAAUAAAAUGAGCAUCCGAUUUUAAUUGUUGGUUGACUGCACCCUAUUAGGCUUAAAAUUAUUGGAAAAUGUACGUAAUAUUUACAUUUGAGAUUUAUUUAUAGCACAUUCUCAACAUAUCCAUAACUUUCUAGCCCUUCCUCUAAACUUUCCUUUUGCAAGAGAAACUUCCAAUCUAUUCUUCGACCCUUAAGGUAGUACAAAGAACACAGAAAUAAAAAAUACAUUCAGGUUCGUAAACCACCUAGUGAUGAUUACAAGCACUGGAGCUAGCUGAAGGUGCGCCGCCGUCAUCGCCCUCCCUCGUCGAAGACGAGCAAACCUUGUUGUAGUAAACAGUCGAGAAGUUCUCGUGCUAAGACCCGAUGGGACCAACGCAUCAGAACAACAACCGUCGCCGAUGAAGAGAAGCGUAGAUUGGAAGAAUCCAACCUGUAGACAGACGAACGAAAACCGGAUCCACGUAGAUCCACCGAAGACAAACGCCGAACGAAUUCCAUGAGAUCCGCCGGAGAUAAACCUUCACACGCCCCCUGACGAUGCUAGAAACACCAUCAAAACUAGGGCUAGGCAGAAAAGACCUUAUUCCACCUACAGAGAGUUGCCGCCGCCUCGCAUCUCUAAGCAGGACACAAACCCUAACAAAACUCAAAAAACAUAAAAAAAAAGGGAUUUGUGAUUAUUUGCCACAACUUACUUUGAACUUUGAUAUUUUUCUGGUGCCACCCUUUACUUGGAAUUUUGAUAAUUUGCC
This is a messenger RNA of Triticum aestivum (bread wheat), 1784 nucleotides long. RefSeq names its product chitinase 2-like. Lineage: Eukaryota; Viridiplantae; Streptophyta; Magnoliopsida; Poales; Poaceae. The transcript has a single exon. The coding region runs from base 34 to 978 and encodes 314 amino acids. The record is from RefSeq and is a predicted model, not a curated record. Gene Ontology annotation, molecular function: hydrolase activity, hydrolyzing O-glycosyl compounds. Gene Ontology annotation, biological process: carbohydrate metabolic process.